ACAUUUUUUGCGGAGUGCGUUCACCCGCCACUUGAUCGUUUUCAGAGUGAACUUUGGAAUUUUGGUUGGAUUAAUUUAUUUUACUUUAGUUGUUGUUUGAGAUAAGUCAAGCAACUCGGAAGUUGCUAUUUUACGCAGUAUUACCAAAAAAAUAUUAUAAUGAUGCAGUUCGGGUUAAUUGCAAGAAAGUUUUCAAGUUCAGCUAGUGUACAAAGUGCAAUCAAAAAUGUUACCGUGAUUGGAGGCGGUUUGAUGGGCUCUGGAAUUGCCCAGGUAUCAGCUCAAGCCGGACAAAAUGUGACUCUCGUAGACGUAAGUCCGGACGUUCUGGCCAAGGCACAGAAGUCUAUCGGAGCUAACCUUGGUCGGGUAGCUAAAAAAGUUUACAAAGACAACCCUCAGGAGGGCGAGAAGUUUGUAUCCGAGUCCCUGGGAAGGAUCAAGACUCUCACAGACCCGGUGGCCGCAGCGAAGACCGCCGACCUUGUAGUCGAGGCUAUUGUGGAGAACAUGGAUGUCAAACAUAAGUUGUUCAAGCAAUUGGAUGAAGCUGCCCCUCAGCAUACAAUCCUGGCAUCUAACACAUCUUCACUCUCUAUCAAUGAAAUUGGUUCAGUGGUUAAGAGGAAGGACAGAUUUGGUGGUCUCCACUUCUUCAACCCAGUGCCAGUGAUGCGCCUGCUAGAAGUGGUGAAGGGCGCGGAGACAUCAGAGGCCACCUACAACGCCAUGAUGGCGUGGGGCAAGGCUGUGGGCAAGACUUGCAUCACCUGCAAGGACACUCCCGGCUUCGUGGUCAACAGACUGCUGGUACCUUACAUUUGUGAGGCCAUCAGGCUGUAUGAGAGAGGCGAUGCCUCAGCCCGGGACAUCGACAUCGCGAUGAAGCUGGGCGCCGGCUACCCCAUGGGCCCUCUCGAGCUGGCUGACUACGUCGGCCUGGACACCAACAAGUUCAUCCUGGACGGCUGGCACAAGAAGUACCCCGACCAGGUCCUCUUCAAACCCAUCCCCCUACUGAACAAACUGGUGUCCGAGGGAAAACUCGGCGUCAAAUCUGGCGAAGGCUUCUACAAGUAUGAGAAGAAAUAAGUGAUAUUAUUCUGAAAUCUGAAAU
Messenger RNA from Ostrinia furnacalis (Asian corn borer), 1117 nucleotides. RefSeq names its product 3-hydroxyacyl-CoA dehydrogenase (gene 3HCD). Gene Ontology annotation, molecular function: (3S)-3-hydroxyacyl-CoA dehydrogenase (NAD+) activity; NAD+ binding. Gene Ontology annotation, biological process: fatty acid beta-oxidation. The record is from RefSeq and is a predicted model, not a curated record. The transcript has 4 exons. Gene Ontology annotation, cellular component: mitochondrion. Bases 160 to 1092 code for a protein of 310 amino acids. Lineage: Eukaryota; Metazoa; Arthropoda; Insecta; Lepidoptera; Crambidae.